AUGUCACUUAAACGCCUUGUUCUUGGACCGCGUGGCAUUCGAGAACCCCAUUGGCAUGCAAAUACGCCUGAAUUGGCUUACGGUUUGAGCGGAAAAGCUCUUGUGUCUGUUCUCGAUUCAGGCUCCGUCUUUUCAUCCUUCACUAUCAAGGCUGGAGAGAUGUUUCAGAUUCCUUCUGGAAGCUUGCACCACAUUGAAAAUCUCUCUGAUAGCCAAUCCUGCGAAUUUCUAGUUUGCUUUAGACACGAGCGCCCAAAGGACUUUUCCCUAUCUGCGGCGUUCGGCGCCAUGACGCCGGCGGUGCUGGGCAACACCUACAAUGUUCCUGCUUCGUCGUUUGAGCAUGUGAAUUUCUCAACCGAUGCGAAGGAGAUCAUUGCUCGAGAGGGAAAGCCAACCGUACCAGACACCGCGCACCUACCAAACCCACACAAAUUCAAUGUGGAAGGCAUGGAACCGCCUCUGCGGGGAGAGAGCAUUGGGUCAGUGAAACCCGCACGAUCACAGUUCUGGCCAGCCCUUAGUGACGGAAACCUGGCCAUGUAUUCUCUUACCAUUGAAGACACCGGAAUGCGUGAACCACAUUGGCACCCAAUCACCGCAGAGAUGGGCUAUGUCCACCGAGGAGCGGCUCGCAUGAGCAUCCUGGAUCCUGAUGGAAAGGUGAACACUUAUACAUUGAAGGAGGGAGAUAUAUAUUUUAUCCCUCCAGCCUAUCCGCACCAAAUUGAGGCUCUCCCACAGGGCGGGAAGGAUAUCCACUUUUGCAUCUUCUUUGACCAAGCCAUGCCUCAGGAUAUUGGAUACAAAACAAGCGCUGCCGCAAUUACUCAUGAGGUCAUGGCAGCUACGCUGGGCUUAACCCGGAGCGAGAUGCCCCCUUUGGAGACUGCGGCGGUCGAUCCCUUGAUGGUGAAGAGGGUGAAUGAUGUGGAUAAAAUUGAGUCAUGGACACGAUAA
Messenger RNA from Trichoderma gamsii, 960 nucleotides. RefSeq names its product oxalate decarboxylase oxdC. Bases 1 to 960 code for a protein of 319 amino acids. The record is from RefSeq and is a predicted model, not a curated record. NCBI's taxonomy places the organism in Eukaryota, Fungi, Ascomycota, Sordariomycetes, Hypocreales, Hypocreaceae. The transcript has a single exon.